CCAUGAGACGCAAACAACCUGCUGGGAUCAUCCCAAGAUGACUGAGCUUUACCAGUCUUUAGCUGACCUGAACAACGUCAGGUUCUCGGCAUACAGGACUGCCAUGAAACUCCGCAGGCUGCAGAAAGCCCUCUGCCUGGAUCUCCUGAGUCUGUCUGCUGCAUGUGAUGCCUUGGACCAGCACAACCUCAAACAAAACGACCAGUCGAUGGAUAUUCUGCAGAUCAUUAACUGCUUGACCACCAUUUACCAUCGAUUGGAACAAGAGCACAAUAACCUGGUCAACGUUCCUCUCUGCGUGGACAUGUGCCUCAACUGGCUGCUGAAUGUCUACGACACGGGUCGAACAGGAAGGAUCCGUGUCUUAUCUUUCAAAACCGGUGUUGUAUCCCUUUGUAAAGCACACCUGGAAGAUAAAUAUAGAUACCUGUUCAAGCAAGUGGCAAGCUCCACCGGCUUCUGUGACCAGCGCCGGCUAGGGCUCCUCCUGCACGACUCCAUCCAGAUCCCUCGGCAGCUGGGGGAAGUGGCCUCCUUCGGGGGCAGCAAUAUCGAGCCGAGCGUCAGAAGCUGCUUCCAGUUCGCCAACAACAAACCGGAGAUUGAAGCAGCCCUCUUCCUGGACUGGAUGAGGCUGGAACCACAGUCCAUGGUGUGGCUGCCUGUCUUGCACAGGGUGGCUGCUGCUGAGACUGCCAAACACCAGGCGAAGUGUAACAUCUGCAAGGAGUGUCCAAUUAUUGGAUUCAGGUACAGAAGUUUAAAGCACUUUAACUAUGACAUCUGCCAAAGUUGCUUCUUCUCUGGCCGUGUUGCAAAAGGUCAUAAAAUGCACUAUCCUAUGGUGGAAUACUGCACACCAACAACUUCAGGAGAAGACGUCCGUGACUUUGCCAAGGUACUAAAAAACAAAUUUCGAACAAAAAGAUAUUUUGCAAAGCACCCACGAAUGGGCUACCUGCCUGUGCAAACUGUCUUGGAGGGAGACAACAUGGAAACUCCUGUUACUCUGAUCAACUUCUGGCCAGUAGAUUCUGCGCCUGCCUCGUCCCCUCAGCUUUCACAUGAUGAUACUCAUUCACGCAUUGAACAUUAUGCUAGCAGGCUAGCAGAAAUGGAGAACACCAACGGUUCAUAUCUAAAUGACAGUAUUUCACCUAAUGAGAGCAUCGAUGACGAACACUUGUUAAUCCAGCACUACUGCCAAAGUCUGAACCAGGAAUCCCCCCUGAGCCAGCCCCGAAGCCCUGCCCAGAUCCUGAUUUCUCUGGAGAGUGAGGAAAGAGGGGAACUGGAGAGAAUCCUCGCGGACCUGGAGGAGGAAAACAGAAACUUGCAGGCGGAGUAUGACCGUUUGAAGCAACAGCAUGACCACAAAGGACUGUCUCCGCUGCCGUCCCCACCGGAGAUGAUGCCGGUUUCUCCGCAGAGCCCCCGGGAUGCUGAGCUCAUUGCAGAAGCCAAGUUGCUUCGCCAGCACAAGGGCCGCCUGGAGGCCAGGAUGCAGAUACUGGAGGAUCACAACAAACAGCUGGAGUCGCAGCUGCACAGGCUGAGGCAGCUGCUGGAGCAGCCGCAGGCAGAUGCCAAGGUGAAUGGUACAACACUGUCAUCUCCUUCUACCUCUUUGCAGAGGUCAGACAGCAGUCAGCCAAUGCUUCUUCGUGUAGUUGGCAGCCAGACUUCAGAAACCAUGGGCGAGGAUGAGCUGCUCAGCCCUCCCCAGGACACAAGCACAGGUUUGGAGGAAGUGAUGGAGCAGCUGAACAACUCCUUCCCCAGCUCCAGAGGAAGAAAUGCCCCUGGAAAGCCAGUGAGAGAGGCCACAAUGUAGGGAGCCUUUUCCACAUGGCAGACGACUUGGGAAGAGCGAUGGAAACCUUAGUGACAGUGAUGACGGACGACAAGGUGUUAGAAUAGCAAGAUGUGUUUUACAACUUCAGGCGUCCCGCAUGGUUUUUAUAAUAUUCAUACUACCAAGAGGAUUAGACUGUAAGAGUUUACAAGAAAACAAAUCUAUAUUUUUGUGAAGGGUAGUGGUACUAUACUGUAGAUUUCAGUAGUUUCCUAAGUCUGUUACUGUUUUGUUAACAAUGGCAGGUUUUACACGUCUAUGCAAUUGUACAAAAAUUAUAAGAGAACUACAUGUAAAAUCUUGAUAGCUAAAUAACUUGCCAUUUCUUUAUAUGGAACGCAUUUUGGGUUGUUUAAAAAAAUUUAUAACAGUUAUAAUGAAAGAUUGUAAACUAAAGUGUGCUUUAUAAAAAUAAUUGUUUAUAGAAACCCCCUUAAAAAAACAACAAAAAAAAUACUGAGGCAGUGCAUUUGUUUAGUAUCAUUUCAAUUCUGUAACUGCAUCAGAGAGAUUCAUGUUCUGUGUUCUUUUCCUUGCCUAUCAAAAAGAUUUAAAAAAAAAGUAUUUCCUGCAGCGACACCAAAACAGCCAACUUACAUUUCUCAUUGGUUUUGUCUGACUAGGGCUGGCUUAAGAAAAAAAAAAAAAAUCGCCUGAACUUCCAACGAAGGUAGUUACUUCACCUCUUUUCAAUAAAAUUAAGAAUUACAUGAAUCUCACAGCUAGUUUGCAAUAAUUAAAUGAAAGAGCACAUUACAUGACAGAGCCUGCAAAAAAAUAAUGGAAAAAAAAAAAAUACCCCACAAAAGAAAAACCCCAGAAGAAAGAAGGAAA
Pelecanus crispus (Dalmatian pelican) is the source of this 2689-nucleotide messenger RNA. The record is from RefSeq and is a predicted model, not a curated record. NCBI's taxonomy places the organism in Eukaryota, Metazoa, Chordata, Aves, Pelecaniformes, Pelecanidae.